Arabidopsis thaliana (thale cress) is the source of this 1599-nucleotide messenger RNA. RefSeq names its product O-linked-mannose beta-1,4-N-acetylglucosaminyltransferase-like protein. The record is from RefSeq and is marked reviewed. Gene Ontology annotation, molecular function: glycosyltransferase activity; pentosyltransferase activity. Gene Ontology annotation, cellular component: Golgi membrane. Bases 164 to 1528 code for a protein of 454 amino acids. The transcript is spliced from 2 exons. Lineage: Eukaryota; Viridiplantae; Streptophyta; Magnoliopsida; Brassicales; Brassicaceae.
ACCAAAAUACUACUUUGUAAGAGAAACGUCUUCUUGAUAUAAGAUAUAUAUACUGACACACUAAUUUUGAUUGUAUUCUAUCGUCUUCUGUUCUUCACCUAGUAAUUUGAGUUACAACAACAUUUUCUUUAUUUUUCUCUUCCAUUGAAGAAUCGUCAAAGCCAUGGUUAGGAAACCGUCGUCGAAGAUUUAUUCGGUGGCAGCAGCUGCGUUGGUGAUCGUUAUAUAUGUUGUUUUCUGCUCCGUGUUUGAUCGUCAAUUGUUACAAUCGUCAAGUUUAUAUCAAGUUGUAGGUACGUUACAACAACCAUGGGAAUCUAGAAGAAUCAAGCAAGCCCCACAACAACCGCAAGAGACUACUUCGGCAACAAUCACAUGUGACCGAUCCCACACUAAUUACGAUCUCUGCUCAAUCAACGGCUCAUGUAAUCUGGACCUUAAAACCGGAACUUUGACUCUAAUGGACCCAACAUCAGCACCACUUGUCGAAAAGAUCAGGCCAUACCCAAAAAAGGCUGACAACUGGAUCAUGCCUAGGAUCAGAGAGCUAACACUAACCUCAGGCCCAUUGGGUCUGCCCCGAUCAUGUGACAUAACACAUGAUUUGCCGGCGAUUGUGUUCAGUGCCGGAGGUUACACCGGAAGCAUCUAUCACGAUUUAAUGGAUGGUUUUAUCCCGCUUUUCAUCACGGCCAAUUCGGUAUAUCCGGACCGUGAUUUCAUCCCGGUGGUAGUAAAUGCAAAGGAAUGGUGGAUGCCAAAAUACAUCGAUAUUCUAGGUACGUUUAGCAAACAUAAACCCAUAUUACUACUAGACAAAGAAAGUGUUGCUACUACACAUUGCUUCACUUCAGCUAUUGUGGGCCUAAUUACACAUUGGCCCAUGACAAUAGACCCAACCCAAAUACCCAACUCCAAAUCAUUAGUGGACUUCCACAAUCUUUUAGAAAAAGCUUUCACCACAAACAUAUCUACUCCUAAAACCCACAAGCCUCGUCUCAUGUUGGUUAGUCGAUAUGGUAACAUUGGUCGAGUGAUAUUAAACGAGCAAGAGAUCAAAGAGAUGCUUGAAGAUGUCGGGUUCGAGGUAAUCAUAUUUAGACCAUCGAAAACGACGAAUUUGAAAGAAGCAUAUAAACUUAUCAAGUCUAGCCACGGAAUGGUCGGUGUACAUGGUGCGGCAUUAACACACUUGUUGUUUCUUCGACCCGGUUCAAUAUUUGUUCAAGUUGUUCCGCUUGGGCUAGGUUGGGCGUCUAAACCGUGUUACGAAUCGCCAGCUAAGACAAUGAAGUUGGAGUAUCUGGAGUAUAAGGUGAAUGUGGAAGAGAGCAGUUUGAUAGAGAAGUAUAACAGAGAUGAUUUGGUUUUGAAAGAUCCUAUUGCUUAUAGAGGAAUGGAUUGGAAUGCGACUAAAAUGAAAGUAUAUUUAAAAGAACAAGAUGUGAGUUUAGAUGUGAAUCGGUUUAGAAAACAUAUGAAUGAAGCAUAUAAGAAAGCUAAAAUAUUUAUGGACAUAAACGGUUGAUUGAUUAUGUAUUAUUGUAAUGAUUUGUGACUUUUGAGCUGUAGAAUAAGAUGUUUUUUUUUUUUUUUUUU